Messenger RNA from Apis dorsata (giant honeybee), 2627 nucleotides. It is a transcript of the gene retn, whose product is annotated as AT-rich interactive domain-containing protein 3C. Gene Ontology annotation, molecular function: DNA binding. Gene Ontology annotation, biological process: regulation of transcription by RNA polymerase II. Gene Ontology annotation, cellular component: nucleus. The record is from RefSeq and is a predicted model, not a curated record. Lineage: Eukaryota; Metazoa; Arthropoda; Insecta; Hymenoptera; Apidae. The transcript has 9 exons. The annotation marks the transcript as partial.
CUACGCAACGAUUCGAACGCACGUGGUUCAACGUAUCUGUCGUAUCUGUUUUCAGUCUCAUCAGGAAGAGGAUCUGUCGGAUCCGGAUCUUCAGGAUGAAGAGAGCGGCGAGGAGUUACCUCAGCAACCACUUCAAGGUAACACGCACUCCUCGACGGAUAGUGCAUCCGCACAGGCUGGUACACCUACUCCAUUAACACACUUGAACAGUCUGAUGGGUGCACAUCAUCCGCACUUUCUGGCAAAAUUGAAGAUGGAGCCCACCGAUAUGGACGCUUUGAACAACAAGAGUGGUUUAGAAGCGUUGCAAGCGGCAAUGGGCGGAAGUGGUUUCAAUCUACCAUUCUCGUUUCCACCGCCCGCGUUUCUGACGCCCCAACAUCACUCGCAAAACAGUCACGCGCAAUCUGGUGGUGGUAGUAUCGGGAGCGGGGUUGGAAAUCAAGUGACGUCGUCGGCUAGCUCACAUUCUAGCGAGUCUUCACAGGGGAGCGCUAGGAAUGGUGGCGAGCCUCGCGAGACGAACAGUCAAUCGCAGAGUAAUACGACGGGAGCGAAUCAUCAGCAACAGACCAGUUGGAGCUUCGAAGAGCAGUUCAAACAGGUGCGUCAGCUUUACGAGAUCAACGACGAUCCGAAGAGGAAGGAAUUCCUGGACGAUCUCUUCAGUUACAUGCAAAAACGAGGAACUCCGAUCAAUCGGCUGCCGAUCAUGGCGAAAUCGGUGCUGGAUCUGUACGAAUUGUAUAAUUUGGUGAUAGCGAGGGGUGGCCUCGUUGACGUGAUCAACAAGAAGCUUUGGCAGGAAAUCAUCAAAGGCCUACACUUACCAUCGAGUAUCACUUCCGCCGCGUUUACUCUGCGUACUCAGGAGACAUCAAAGGGCGAUACGUACGCCUUCCGUUGUUUGUGGGGAAUGGUACUAUCAUCAUUACCGCUGGCAAACAGCGGCGAGGAGGCACACUGCCCCAUACCCGGAAUGGCGCCGUCCGAAUUCGAAGCACGCAUGGUGGAGUACGUAAAAUUGUUGAAUAAGGAGUUGAGAAGCGGUACACCGCCACCGAUGGGGCACCGGCCGGGAAGCGCCUCUCCCCCGUCCUCGACGCCCUCGAGAGACGGGGCGUUCAGCGCCCUCGAAAUGUCUCGAUUGACCUUGUGGAACAUGUACAACAACAACACCUUGUAUCCAGGAGUGGGACACCAACCACCUAUAUCGCCUCAAACGUCUCAUUCCCCGCUACCUCCGGCCUCCAGCCCUGAACCUCAGAGAGAAGCUCUUGAUCUUGGGCUCAGUCGCGAGUUCUUUUUUCACAGGUCAUCGCCUGUAUCCUCACCGGCGAGGCAAAGUUCACCAUCUUCGGGUGGUAGUAUGCAAGUCAAGAGGGAUACGGAACUGACUGUCGCACCUGGACCUCCUCCCGCUAAAAGGUUACUCUCGGAUGAGGACAGUCCGCCCGAGAAGAACGCCCCACCCACUCUGGGCACGCACAUUAAAAUUUCAAAUAGAGGUGAUGGGAGGAACGGUGACAAUUCCUUAGUAGUCAGUAUGGAGUUGAACGGAGUGAUGUAUCAAGGUGUUCUGUUCGCUCAAAGUGACAGUAGGUCCACGAGCAGUACAGCGUCCACCAACAACAAUAACGCGAAACCGUCGCGGAGUGUGGUCUCGUGAACGCUCAACGAAUCGUCAACCCACCCGCGAAUAUAGCUCUAUAGGACACACACACAUAUACACACAUUCAUACACAUACGUAUAUGCACACAUCUUCUUAUAUACAUAGACAAAUGUCCAUCUUGUUGCUCGUUCGUUAAGUAUAUGUACAUAGUCAUUCGAAUACAUUUUUCUUUCGCAAAAGGGACAGAGCUCAGUGCGACAGUUUACAAGAAGAUACGCCAUUAUUAUAAUUAUAAUUAUUAUUAAUUAUUGAUUAUUACUGUUAGACAUUAGAGAGAAAAAGAUAUUAUGUAUCGUGAUUUUUAUAUUAUACGCACGAGUAAUUUUUAUUUUCUUUUACUUUCUUUUCGUUGUAGGCAGAUUUGUAAAAAAAAAAAGAAAAAAAAAUCAGGCGGUAUCGAUACGUGAUGGUUUGCUUCCUCUUUUUACGAGACAUACGUGUGGAUCAACUCCACGAAAUCAAACGAAAAUUGCGAAACGAACGCAAAAGACGGAUCGUUACAACUUGUUUCUUCCUUUUUUACUUUUUAUUUACGUUUUCGCGUUGUUUUCUUUCUUUUUAUAUUAAAUGCGCGAGAGAUGUACGAGCGAUUAUCAUAAAAAGCAUUUAACCGAGUAGCAUUCAAAUGUUUCGCUCGCACUACGUAUUUCGCAUUUUUAUUAUUAUCGUACGCAUCGUCGAUCUUUAAGUUUCUUCUUUUUCUUUUUUUUUUCUAACGAUAGAUAAUCAUGUUGUUUCGAUGACUUUCGAGGGCCAGUUCAAUAACGAUACCGCAGCCAACAGGGACUGUGAAAACGCUGAACACACCCACGUAUUAUAAAUGUAUAAUAUAGCAACGUUUACUUUAUAUUAAUGCUUAGUAUGUAACGCGCAGAAGAAUCAUACAGAAUUAAAAAAAAAAAAAACUUAUCCCCUUAGAAGAUAAGCGCAUUCACAAAGCGUUCAGAAUGAGAA